This is a messenger RNA of Myiozetetes cayanensis, 1983 nucleotides long. RefSeq names its product choline phosphotransferase 1 (gene CHPT1). The record is from RefSeq and is a predicted model, not a curated record. Gene Ontology annotation, biological process: phosphatidylethanolamine biosynthetic process. The transcript has 9 exons. Gene Ontology annotation, molecular function: ethanolaminephosphotransferase activity; diacylglycerol cholinephosphotransferase activity. Bases 75 to 1265 code for a protein of 396 amino acids. Lineage: Eukaryota; Metazoa; Chordata; Aves; Passeriformes; Tyrannidae. Gene Ontology annotation, cellular component: endoplasmic reticulum membrane; Golgi apparatus.
UGCCCCCGGCCCGGCCCCGCCCCGAGCGGCGGCGGCUCCGUGACCCCGGUACCGUCCGGUGCGGCGGUGCCGGCAUGGCCGUGCCCUGGGCUCUGCCCGCGCCCCUCAGCCCGGCGCAGCUGAAGCGCCUGGAGCAGCACCGCUACAGCGCGGCCGGGCGCUCGCUGCUGGAGCCGUGGCUGCAGCCGUACUGGGGCUGGCUGGUGGAGCAGGUCCCGCUGGGGCUGGCGCCCAACGCCAUCACCAUGGGCGGCCUCCUGCUGAACUGCCUGACGGCGCUGCCGCUCAUCGCCUGCUGCCCCAGCGCCGCCGAGCAGGCACCUUCUUGGGCAUACAUCCUGGGUGCAGUAGGACUUUUUAUCUACCAGUCUCUGGAUGCCAUUGAUGGGAAGCAAGCCAGAAGAACAAACAGUAGUUCUCCUCUAGGAGAACUCUUUGAUCAUGGUUGCGACUCCAUUUCCACAGUUUUUGUUGUCCUUGGAUCCUGCAUAGCAAUCCGACUAGGAACAAAUCCUGACUGGUUGUUUUUCUGUUGUUUCGUGGGACUGUUCAUGUUCUAUUCUGCUCACUGGCAGACAUAUGUAUCAGGCAUACUAAGGUUUGGAAAAAUUGAUGUAACUGAAGUUCAGAUAGCCAUAACAAUGCUGCUCUUGAUAUCUGCAUAUGCAGGAACAGCAAUAUGGGACUACAAGGUCCCUUUGGUGGGCUUAGAACUGAAGUUCUUUGCAGUUAUUGGCAUCCUGUGUGGAACAGCACUUUCUUUUUUCAAUUAUUUCCGUGUCAUCUUUGGUGGAGGGGUUGGAAAGAAUGGAUCUACAAUAGCAGGAACAAGUGUUCUUUCACCAGGCCUGCACAUUGGACUACUUAUCACAAUGGCCAUUAUGAUUUAUAAAAAGUCUACAACUCAGCUGUUUGAAAAACACGCUUGCCUGUAUGUCAUAACAUUUGGGAUUGUGAAUGCCAAAAUCUCACAGAAGUUGGUGGUGGCUCACAUGACAAAAAGUGAAAUCUCUCUUCAGGACUCUGCAUUUAUUGGGCCAGGACUUCUGUUUUUGGACCAGUACUUCAACAGUUUUAUUGAUGAAUAUAUUGUUCUAUGGAUAGCAUUGUUCAUAUCCUUGUUUGAUAUGCUGAGAUAUGCCACUGGUGUGUGCCUACAGAUUGCUGCUCAUCUUCAUAUACAUGUCUUCAGAAUUUCAUCUCAUCAAGCUCCUGAACAGGUACAACUUGUUUCUCCACUGAGCCAUCAGAAUAACAUGGACUGAAGAGACUUGCGAACAGUUGCCAUCUCCUGCUGUUGCUGUGACGAGAAAAGGAGAUAAUACUGAACAAAUGCCGUAUCAAUAUGAGUCCUUUGAAUUAAAUGAAUGUCAAAUGACUUUCAAUAGAAUGUUCUAUUUUUGCAUUUAACUGGCUUCACAGAUCUGAUACUUACGGUGUCCAUCAUAAUCUUCUUCUGCAACAUAGCCAUUUCUUUGCGGAGUUCAUUUUGGGCACCCGCCAGAAGAUUUUCAUUGCUCUUCUCCAGCUCGUCCAUGCUCUGAAGUUAAGGAGAAUCUUAAUUCAGAACUCUUCAGUGUCAAAGUGUUCAUUUAAAACAAGCAAACAAACCAAUCAUUGAUUUUUUUACUAUAAUUUAAUUUUUAAAGUAUUCACUGAUAAUUGAUUAGUUUUGUCACAAACUUGACAGAGGAAUCAUACAGGACUUCAUACUCCAGACUACAUUCCUAUUUAAAUACUGUGGACCCUGUGAAGGAAACGGUAUCCUCCAGACAGCUUCUGUGAGGUCUUAGCUAGUUAUUCUGCAUUUUAAUUAAGAAUUCCACAAGAAGAACUUGAACAGACAUCUGUCAGGAAUGCUAGGGGUUCAAUAUUAUGGCAACCUUGAGGGACUUGAAGUAGGGACUAUAAAACCCAUUACAUGUCUUUGCACACUUCUCCCCAAAUAAAACUCACUGAUUAUUUUCCCUUUUGUACCUACAA